CUGGCCCUUUAACACAAGCACGUGGUGUCGACAAACAUCCGGUUUUCACAAAGUGGAAACAAAAUUGCAGCAAUGUUUUGACACACAUCAUUUGACGCACGCAAUGCCACACGUUUCCUGACAUAGUUUCCAUGUUGUUGAAAUGUGAAGAUGGAGGACGGCUGCCUCGUCUCGUGCAGAGAGGACAUCGCGUCGCUGUUCGCUGCGCGAACGCCGGGUGCCAAACACAAAGUAGGCUACUCAGCAGAUGGGGCGUUAAGGGGGCAGUUUUCCGCCGUGAGAAAUGUGCGCGGCGAUGGGAACUGCUUCUACAGAGCCUUCUGCUUCGCACACUUGGAGUCAGUCCUCCACAAUGCCAGGGCUUUGCAGAGAUUCAAGGACAAGAUUAUCCAGAGCAGCAAAGUUCUGGCUUCUGCGGGAUUCGAGGAGAGUUCCUUCAAGCACCACCUGAACACAGUUGUAGACGUCGUGGACCAGUGCCAGGCUGAUGAGCCAGAGAACACAUUGUUCAGGCUCUUCAACGAGCAGGUAACAUCCAACAGCGUGGUGCAGUAUCUCAGGCUGCUCACCUCAGCGCACCUGCAAAACCACGCGCACUUCUUCGGCAACUUUGUGGAAGCGCCUGAUCUGCAAGUCUACUGUCGUCAGGAGGUGGAGACCAUGGCGAUGGAGUGUGACCAUGUGGACAUCUUGGCCCUGUCGCAGGCUUUGGACGUUUGCAUCCACAUUGUCUCCAUGGAGGGAGACGAAGAGCAGCUUGCCCACCACAUCAUUCCAGAGGGUGCUGAGCCGUCCCUGCAUCUCCUCUACCAAACAUCACAUUACAACAUUCUCUACACCCAACCUCAACUCUGACCAACCGGGGACUCGAAAGGACUCGCCUCAACUCAGGAAUACUGACUUUGGUUGAAUAAAUCCGAACUGAGCUCCA
This is a messenger RNA of Mugil cephalus (flathead mullet), 931 nucleotides long. Its product is annotated as ubiquitin thioesterase OTUB2-like. Gene Ontology annotation, molecular function: ubiquitin binding; cysteine-type deubiquitinase activity. Gene Ontology annotation, biological process: protein K48-linked deubiquitination; negative regulation of double-strand break repair. The transcript has 6 exons. The record is from RefSeq and is a predicted model, not a curated record. Lineage: Eukaryota; Metazoa; Chordata; Actinopteri; Mugiliformes; Mugilidae. Gene Ontology annotation, cellular component: nucleus. Bases 151 to 855 code for a protein of 234 amino acids.